Messenger RNA from Drosophila serrata, 2595 nucleotides. It is a transcript of the gene MsR1, whose product is annotated as Myosuppressin receptor 1. Gene Ontology annotation, molecular function: G protein-coupled peptide receptor activity. The record is from RefSeq and is a predicted model, not a curated record. NCBI's taxonomy places the organism in Eukaryota, Metazoa, Arthropoda, Insecta, Diptera, Drosophilidae. Gene Ontology annotation, biological process: G protein-coupled receptor signaling pathway. Gene Ontology annotation, cellular component: plasma membrane.
CUUUCUUCAACUAACAUAUUGACGCUCUCAACCUACAAAACAAAGUGUUAAAUGGAAACCAAAUAAAACGAUAAUGAACUCAAAAUAUAUCAAAUAAUUGUGCAAAACGCCUGCCAAAAUGCAGGCAUUGUGUGUGAAAUUACGCAAAUAAAUAUUAACCGAAAAACUGAACAGAUUGAAAUCAUUAUAAUAAUGCAUCAUCAGCCGAGGGCAAAUGUUUGCCGAACAGCUGCUUGAAUAAUUUGCCAUAAAUCAACGAUAGGACAACACUUUGGACCCUAGUUUUGCAGCAGUCGCUCCUUGGUAAUUAAUUAUUAAUGCAUCUGAAGAGAAGGCUGUCCGGCGAAGCUGUCCUUGGCAGCGACACUGCUGCACUGAAUGACGUCCAGCAAUCACAAUAGACGAUAGACGAUAGCAACAACAACAGAAGGUGGUGCUGCUGCUGUUGCUGCUGCAACAACUACUGCAACAAUGGCCAGUGGCAACAAUGAAACUGCGCCGCUUUACUGCGGCAGCGGCAUGGAUAAUUUCCAUACAAGCUACAAAAACAUGCAUGGCUAUGUCUCACUGGUGGUCUGCAUCUUGGGCACCAUAGCCAAUACCCUGAACAUCAUAGUUUUAACCCGCCGGGAAAUGCGAUCCCCAACGAAUGCCAUACUCACUGGAUUGGCAGUGGCCGAUCUGGCAGUUAUGCUGGAAUAUAUACCCUACACUAUACACGACUAUAUCCUUACGGAUAGUUUGCCUCGAGAGGAGAAACUCAGCUAUAGUUGGGCCUGCUUCAUCAAGUUCCACUCGAUCUUUGCCCAGGUUUUGCAUACGAUAUCCAUAUGGCUUACAGUAACACUGGCCGUUUGGAGAUAUAUAGCCGUGGGUUAUCCCCAAAAGAAUCGAGUGUGGUGUGGUAUGAGAACUACUAUAAUAACAAUAACUACAGCCUAUGUGGUAUGCAUAUUGGUGGUUUCUCCCUCACUAUAUCUCAUCACAGCCAUAACCGAAUAUGUGGAUCAAUUGGAUGCCAAUGGCAAAGUUAUUAACUCCAUACCCAUGACACAGUUUGUGAUUGAUUAUCGGAAUGAGCUAAUGAUGAGUGCUAGGGUGGCGGCUUUGAAUGCCACGCCGAAUGCAUUGGCACUAAAUGAAACUCUCUGGUUUAAUGUGAGUUCAUUGCUUACAUCAACAACAACGACGACAGUUGCGCCACCGAUAUCUACCCCAUCGCCGGUGGUGAGAAAUGUUACGGUUUAUAGGUUAUAUCACAGCGAUUUGGCUCUGCAUAAUGCCUCGCUACAGAAUGCCACCUUUCUUAUAUACAGUGUUGUGAUCAAGCUAAUACCCUGCAUAGCACUCACUAUACUAUCGGUACGUUUGAUUCUGGCUUUAUUGGAGGCCAAGAGGCGUAGGAAGAAGCUGACCAGUAAACCGGCUCCGACUGCCUCAAGUAAUGGCACCAAAUCCGUGAAUAAUGGCAAGGCAGCAGACAGGCCAAGAAAAAAUAGCAAAACUCUGGAGAAGGAGAAGCAAACGGAUCGCACUACUAGGAUGCUGUUAGCAGUCCUGCUCCUCUUCCUAAUCACAGAGUUUCCGCAGGGCAUAAUGGGUCUGCUGAAUGCCCUUCUAGGCGAUGCCUUCCUUGUACAGUGCUAUCUUAGACUGAGCGAUCUGAUGGACAUUUUGGCCCUCAUAAACUCUAGCAUCAACUUCAUCCUUUACUGCUCGAUGAGCAAACAGUUUAGGACCACCUUUACCCUACUCUUUCGUCCAAAAUUCCUGGACAAGUGGCUGCCAGUGGCCCAAGAUGAAGUGGCUGCCGCACGAGCAGAACGAUCAGCGGUGGCUCCAACAGUCCUGGAGAAAGGUAUACGAAAUCCCCAGGUGGUGACAGCCACCACCACCACGAACAUCACACAGGUGACGAAUCUGUAGCAUAGGAAUCGUGGCCAUCGAGGCAAUCGCAGGACACUGCUCAGUCGUCUGCUGAGUGUCCUGAAGCGACGCAGACGAGAGCCUGGCGGAGGAGGAGGUCCUAUGGCAGGACCUGUGUCCACCGUAGAGCCAGCAGCGGAUCCUCUGGCCCUACAAUUCCAGGCAAUUGUUGUGGUUGUGGACAAAGUGAGUGGGGCAACGGAUCAUCAGCUUUAUACAGCUGAUCAAGCUCGAACUGUGACGUAGUUACUCUAAACUGAUGAAAAAAACCAUGAUAAUAGAUAUGUUGUAAGGAAAUCCAUGUAAAAACUUAACUAGUUGUGUAAUCUCUAAUUGAGUAAGAUAAACCCAGGAUAGACACGAUUUUCUUGCAUACUUUGAAGCAUUGUAAAAGCUAAAAAUAACACUAGCCUGCAAAGUAAGGAAUACUCUGGAAUUGGAAGUAGUUUAUGGUGUGUUACUUUUCUUAAUAAUGGAAUUUUCUUUAUAUGUUAAAAAUACUAUGGUGUUUAAAGGUUUCAAGUUUUAAUAGGUGAAGUUCAUUUUUUCAAUAAUAUUUCCCUUUUAUUAAGCAAAUUUCCUACAAUACGACGCUACCUGAGAGCUUAAUUAUACAAAGUAAAUCUUUUAUAAGGUUAAGAUGAAUAAUAAAAUUAAUUAAAUAAAGAU